CGCAGCAGAACGUGCAGCGGUAAUCCCUCCUCUUUCCCAGCAUUCCUUGGGCGAGCGUGAAUGGAGUCCGAAGCAAGAUGGCUGCGAACGAGAACGCAAUCAGCCCUCUGUUUGAUUGUCCGACAUGGGCAGGCAAACCACCCCCAGGGCUGCAUUUGGACGUCGUAAAGAUAGACAAGCUUGUAGAGAAACUGAUUAUUGAUGAGAAGAGGUACUACCUGUUCGGCAGGAACCCUGAUAUCUGUGACUUUACGAUUGAUCACCAGUCCUGCUCCAGAGUGCAUGCAGCCUUGGUCUACCACAAGCACUUGAAGAGGGUGUUCCUUAUCGACCUCAACAGCACACACGGCACAUACCUGGGGCGCAUCCGUCUGGAGCCCCACAAGCCGCAGCAGGUACCCAUCGACUCGACGGUGUCAUUCGGAGCCUCCACGAGACUCUACACCCUGCGAGAGAAGCCACAGACCCAGCCGAGCACGACCACUGGGGACGCCAAGACAGGGGAGGACGAGGAGCUGAAGGGGCUGCUAGGACUGCCGGAGGAGGAGACCGAACUGGAGAACCUGACAGAGUUCAACACAGCACACAACAAGCGAAUCUCCACCCUGACCAUCGAGGAGGGCAACCUGGAUAUCCAGCGACCGAAACGCAAGCGGAGGAGCUCCAGAGUGAUCUUCAGCGAUGAGGAAGAGAUCAUCAACCCAGAGGAUGUGGAUCCCUCAGUUGGUCGUUUCAGAAACAUGAUCCAAACAGCUGUUGUUCCAAUAAAGAAGAAGAAGUUGGAAGGUCACGGCACGCUGGGGCUGGAGGAGGCGGUGGCCCGGCGCAUGCAGAACUUCCCCUUCAGCACAGGGCUAUAUGGAGACCUGCCCCCCACCAGCCACGAGGCAGGGGGGCACUCCCACGGGGCUCACGGGGGGGCCACCAUCCUGGGGGGGCUCCCCAUGCCGUUCCCCAACCUUGCCCCCGACGUGGACCUGACCCCGGCCUCCGUCCCGCCCACCGUCGCCCUGAACCCCACCCCCACCCCCGGGGCUGGCUUCCCCUCCGAGUCACUCAACGAGCCCAAGAAGAAGAAAUACGCCAAGGAGGCCUGGCCGGGCAAGAAGCCUACCCCCUCCCUGCUCAUCUGACAGGGGCGCUGGACUGUAUGCCAUCGGGGGCGCCCUUGCGCUGUGCUUGUUUUGUUUGUUUUUUUAUGUGGGAGGGGUGGGUGGGGCAGCAGGGUUUUGAAGUCGCAUGGCAGCUUUGAAAGUUUGAAUAGCAGUAGUUUCAUUGACCAAAAACAUAGUGUGUUGUCACAGUGAUUACAAUACAGCUCCCGUUGCAUAGUAGAGUAAAACCAUUCCAGGUUCUACCGUGGGCUUAGUCAGUCCCAAACACAGGUCCACAGUAAAACUUGAAAUGCUCUGAGCUGCUAAAAUACAUUUGUGACAAAUCAAUGUUAUACAAUGUAUAAUUGGGGGCCUGCUACACCCUACACAAUACAAAGGUUGUUUUUUUUUAAUACAGUGCGUCUUUAUUGGACCAAAGGGAAACACAAACUAUGUCUGCAAACUAUCUGUUGGGAGUAAACUGUUACCAU
This is a messenger RNA of Acipenser ruthenus (sterlet), 1585 nucleotides long. Its product is annotated as nuclear inhibitor of protein phosphatase 1. NCBI's taxonomy places the organism in Eukaryota, Metazoa, Chordata, Actinopteri, Acipenseriformes, Acipenseridae. The coding region runs from base 78 to 1133 and encodes 351 amino acids. The record is from RefSeq and is a predicted model, not a curated record. Gene Ontology annotation, cellular component: nuclear speck. The transcript is spliced from 7 exons. Gene Ontology annotation, molecular function: mRNA binding; protein binding; protein serine/threonine phosphatase inhibitor activity.